UGUUGCAUCGCGCAACCCCUUCUUUCUUGGUUUGGAGUCCAGGAGAGGCGGAUCCAAGAGGCCUCUUCCCUCGCAGCCCCCUGCAGUUCCCGGGGGGCGCGAGAGAUGGCGAAACAGAGCGGCGCGGCCCGAAGGGAGAACGCGAGGCCCUACGCGGCCUCAAGGGGGUGGGGACCUGGGGGCUCGAGCCCGGGCUCUGACGUAGGGGGCGGGGCCGGAGACCAUGACGCGCGGAGGCGGGGCUGCGCACCUUCCCGGCCCGGCCGGCGAUUCAUUCAAAAGGCGCGCAGCCUGCGCGGCUGCCGGUGCGCUCGCGGAGCCGGGCCCGGCCUGCCAGUCUGCCGAGGGGUUGAGCGGCUGGAGCUGCUGCUGGGCGGUCAGGCUGGUGACUCCUGGGGCCCGAGGAUGAAGCUGAGCCUGCCACACUGGCCCCUGUCCUGCCUUUUUGUGCUGCUGCGCUGGCCUCUGGCCACUCCAACAUCAAGGACCCUUUGGCGGUGCCCACCUGGGGAGGAGCCCAGCCUGGACCUGGGGCAGGGCACAUUAUGCAGGUCCUGUCCCCCCGGCACUUUCUCUGCUUCAUGGGGCCCUGGCCCGUGCCAGCCCCACGCUCGCUGCAGCCCUCGAGGGAGGCUGGAGGCCCAGGCAGGCACAGCGACUCGAGACACCCUAUGUGGAGACUGCCAGCCUGGGUGGUUUGCCGCUUCAGGGGUCCCCCUUGUCUCCUGUCAGCCGUGCUCCUGGACACCUCUGGGUACUCGCAGCUGUUAUGAGCGGGGACGACGGGCCCGACGUGGUGUGGAGGUGGCAGCAGGGGCCAGCAGCGCUGGGGAUACGCGGCAGCUUGGGAAUGGCACGCGGGCAGGUGGCCCUGAGGAGACAGCUGCCCAGUAUGCGGUUAUUGCCAUCGUGCCUGUCUUCUGCCUCAUGGGGCUGCUGGGCAUCCUGGUGUGCAACCUGCUCAAGCGGAAAGGCUACCACUGCACGGCCCACAAGGAGGUUGGGCCCGGCCCUGGAGGUGGAGGCAGCGGGAUCAACCCCGCCUACCGGGCUGAGGACGCCAAUGAGGACACCAUUGGGGUCCUAGUACGCCUGAUCACCGAGAAGAAAGAGAAUGCCGCGGCCCUGGAGGAGCUGCUGAAGGAGUAUCACAGCAAACAGCUGGUGCAGACCAGCCACAGGCCCGUACCCAGGCUGCCGCCGGGUCCCCUCAGCAUGCCACACGUCUGCCCACAUCGUCAUCACCUCCACACCGUGCAGGGCCUGGCUUCACUCUCUGGCCCCUGCUGCUCCCGCUGCAGCCAGAAGAAGUGGCCUGAGGUGCUGCUGUCCCCUGAGGCCGCAGCUGCCACUACUCCUACUCCCAGACUCCUGCCCAACCCGGCCAGGGCUCCCAAGGCUGGGGCCAAGGCAGGACGCCAGGGCGAGAUCACCAUCUUGUCUGUGGGCAGGUUCCGAGUGGCCCGAAUUCCUGAGCAACGGUCAAGUUCAGCGGCCUCUGAAGUGAAGAUUGUCACAGAGGCUGGGCCCUCAGGGGGUGCUCUCCCUGGCUCCCCACAACCUGGCCUCCCCACUGAGCAGCAGGCACUGCUGGGAAGUGGCGGAAGCCAUACUAAGUGGCUGAAGCCCCCAGCAGAGAACAAGGCUGAGGAGAACCGCUAUGUGGUCCGGCUAAAUGAGAGCAACCUGGUCAUCUGAUGGUCUGUCUCAUCUGAGAACAUGGCAGCCCUGCCCUGGGAGGUUCCGAAGGCUUCCUGGAGGAGGUAGAGCUGCAGCUGGGCGUGUGAGGACCAAGAAGCAAUGGCCCAGCAGACAGAACAGCAAAGGCCAAGGCCUGGAGGUGGGAGCGUCCGCCCCAGUGAGGAGGCAGGCCAGCUGGCGGGUGCUGUGUGCAGGAGCAGGUUGAGAGCCCCUCCCCUGUCCCUGCCACCCAGUUUUUUCUCUGAAGGAUGCCCUGUGCCCUAGCCUGGCCAGAUCCUGGGACCCUGCAGGAUCCUCUGUACCACUAAGUGGCAAGGCCUUGGCCUGGUGGGGAGGGGCCCUCUGCCUGGCGCUCCUGGCCCCACACCUUGGUAAUUAGCUGCCCUUGCCUCUGUACGGGGCCCUAGUACGGACCUCUCCCGCCUCUUCUAGUGGGCCCUGUAAAGGGAAGGAGCAACAAAAAGCCAUGGGCUGGAGACUUGAGUUCCCAGGCUCUACCCAUGGGCAAGUCCCUGGCCAUCACCUGGUUAUAAUUCUUCUGACCAUGAAGUGGGAAAAGAAAGGCAUCUCAGGGCUCAGGGCUUCUCCAGUUACUUGGCAGGUUCUGGCCCGGGUCAUGUGAGGGGAGAGCCUGACUCCUUGCCACCCCUCCCAUUAGUAGCUUUAUCUGGCCCCAUUUUUGCGGCUUCUAAGGCCUCUGCCUUCAGGCCCCCAUGGGGCGGCCCAUCCCUGGCUCUGUCUAUAAGAAGGGGCUUAAUGCAUGUAUCUGCUCCCCACCCUGCUGUUUUUAUUGAAAUUGGUACCACAGUCUUGACCUGGGCAGGGCUGUAGUACAAGGUGCCAGCCUGCAUAGCCACCCCAAGAUCUCAGGAGCUUUUGGGGAGAGGCGUGGGUGAGGGGCUGGUAAGGUGCCCCUGGCCUCAGUGGUUUGUGUGUCCCUGUGGUGUUGGUGUCUGUCCCCCAGCCUGGGCAGUGCGGGCGACUGCCCAGCCCAGUCCCUAUGUCCACUCUGGCUCAGCAACCUGGUUAUUUAUGUGGGGCCGUGCAGGCAUGGGCCCCACUGCCAUCCCUGUUUCUCUUAUUUAUUGAAACUUUGCUGUUGUCCUGUCUUUGUCUCUAUUCCCAUCCAUUUAUUGGAUAAUAAAAGGUGGGAAAGUCGUGUCA
Molecule: messenger RNA, 2865 nt
Organism: Leopardus geoffroyi (Geoffroy's cat)
Lineage: Eukaryota; Metazoa; Chordata; Mammalia; Carnivora; Felidae
Gene: RELT
Product: RELT TNF receptor
Exons: 11
Coding region: 106-1698 (530 amino acids)
Biological process (GO): apoptotic process; amelogenesis
Molecular function (GO): protein binding
Source: RefSeq, a predicted model, not a curated record